AUGAGUUCUUUCUUAGUUUGGAGAGAAGAAGGUCAUAAAUAUAAUUGCAGUACUUCUGAGGCCUUUAUGAUGGUUCUAAUUACUGCUAUUACAAACUUUGCCUGCAUGCCAGCUCUUUGCCUUCUUUAUAAAAAAAAUUUAGUAUUUGAAACAUACGUAGGUGUUUUCACAUUCGUAACUUCGUUUAUGUACCAUUUUGUAGAAAGCAUAGGAGCAGAAAAGCUUUUCAUGAAAGAAUUAGAAUGGCAUUAGUUAGAUAAUAUUGGUGCUAUAAUGUGCUUCAUUACUGUUUUCAUUCAUAUGGCUAAUUUCUAGAAUUACAAUUUAUAAAUGCAAUUAAAUUACUCAGCUAUGUUCAUUGUAAUUAUUCUUUAAGUCGCUGAUCCUUGGAAUUUGACAUUCACAGUUGCUCCAAUUGUUAUUUAUGCUUUAAUAAUAAUAGCUUUGGCAAUUUAUUUGAAAACUUAGCCUUUUACUAAUAGAUAAAUGACAAUUAAAGGUUUUUCACUCAUCUUUUUAGGUGCUAUAUUCUUUUCUCUUUCCUAAGAUGAGCACACAGAUUAUUUAAGAAUAUACCAUGGACUUUGGCACUCUGUUAUUGGUUUAUCUGCUAUUUAUACAUGGUAGUCUCAUGAAAAGGAGGGUGAAGAAGUUUAUAUCACAACAGUAUUUACUACAAAAAUAAAGUAUCAAAGUAUUUAAUAUGAAUCAAAUAAGCAUAUUUGA
This is a messenger RNA of Tetrahymena thermophila SB210, 726 nucleotides long. RefSeq names its product transmembrane protein, putative. The transcript is spliced from 2 exons. Gene Ontology annotation, cellular component: membrane. The record is from RefSeq and is a predicted model, not a curated record. NCBI's taxonomy places the organism in Eukaryota, Ciliophora, Oligohymenophorea, Hymenostomatida, Tetrahymenidae.